Molecule: messenger RNA, 1242 nt
Organism: Prionailurus viverrinus (fishing cat)
Lineage: Eukaryota; Metazoa; Chordata; Mammalia; Carnivora; Felidae
Gene: NOXO1
Product: NADPH oxidase organizer 1
Exons: 8
Coding region: 1-1128 (375 amino acids)
Biological process (GO): superoxide anion generation
Molecular function (GO): superoxide-generating NADPH oxidase activator activity; protein binding; phosphatidylinositol binding
Source: RefSeq, a predicted model, not a curated record
AUGGCAGGCCCCCGGCACCCCGUGUCGGUAUGCACACUGGCCCUAGUGCAGACAGAGCGGCAUCAGACAUUUGUCUUCUCUGUGAGCUGGUCGGACGACAGCGACACCUUUGUGCGCAGGAGCUGGGAUGAGUUCAAGACACUCCACAAGACCCUCAAGGAAACCUUCCCGGUAGAGGCGGGCCUGCUGCGAAGAUCAGACCGUGUUCUCCCCAAGCUUCGCGGUGAGGCCGACGCAUCGCUGUUGGUGCGCGGGGGGCGCACCGGUCGCGGCCUAGCGCGCCUGCGGCUGCUGGAGACCUACUCGCGGGCGCUGCUGGGGGCGGCGGAGCGCGUGUCCCGGAGCCCGGCGCUCACCGGUUUCUUUGCGCCGCAACCCCUUGACCUGGAGCCCACACUGCCACCUGGCAGUCUGGUGAUCCUGCCUGCCCCUGAAGAGCCCCCGCCCCACCCACCGGACAGCCUCACUAUCCGUAGCCUGGAGGCUCAGAGCCUGCGCUGCCUGCAGCCUUUCAGCACCCAGGACAUGCAGGGCCGGCCUUUCCAAGCACGGGCCCAGGAGGCCCUAGACGUGCUGCUGCGACACCCCUCAGGCUGGUGGCUGGUGGCAAAUGAAGACCAGCAGACAGCAUGGUUUCCUGCUCCCUACCUGGAGGAAGCAGCCUUGGGCCAAGAGCAACAACCCCUAGGGAGUGGUGGGCCCCAAUUCUGCACUGCCCUCGCCUAUGAGAGCAGCCACGAGGAUGAACUGUCCGUGCCCGCAGGGGCGCGCGUGCGCGUGCUGGAAACAUCCGACCGUGGCUGGUGGCUGUGCAGGUUCGGCAGGCGCUCUGGUCUUCUCCCAGCCGUGCGGCUGCGACCAGAGGGCCUGGGCGCUCUCCUGAGUAGACCCGGGCUCCACCGCGAGGCCAACGGCGAGGAGAUUAGAGUGGGAGAGGCCCAAAGCUCCCUUGAGACCUCCCAGGCCGCAACCCUUCCCCCUACCGUGCCCGCCCGCCCCACGCUGAGCGCCAUUCAGAGCCGCUGCUGCACCAUCACCCGCAGGGCACUGCUGCGCAAGGACCCCCUUGAGGGUGUGUGGAAUUGCGCAGAGGGCAAGCCAAACGCUCCAGACCCCGGGGAGGACUGAUGCCAGCCACCACCAUCAGGGCUGGAGGAGGAGCAUGUGAGGGUGGGAGCCCUGGCGGGAAGGGCCAGGAAGCUAUACUCCUCUGUCGCCUGAGUAAAGCUCUUCUGACUGAUC